CAAGCGGGAGCCGGAGGCCCCGGGCUCUCUGGGCCGCGCCUGAGGCGGACACUACGGGGCCGGGGGGCGGCGGCGGCACUGGUGGCAGCGGCGGCGGGGGUGGGCGCCGCAGCUGGCCCGGGUGGAUGGAGUUGGAGGGGCGGGGUGCUGGCGGUGUGGCGGGGGGGCCGGCGGCAGGGCCCGGGCGGAGCCCCGGGGAGUCGGCGCUGCUGGACGGGUGGCUGCAGCGGGGCGUGGGCCGGGGGGCCGGCGGCGGGGAGGCCGGGGCCUGCAGGCCGCCGGUACGUCAAGAUCCGGACUCCGGCCCGGACUACGAGGCGCUGCCGGCUGGAGCCACUGUCACCACGCACAUGGUGGCAGGCGCCGUGGCAGGGAUCCUGGAGCACUGCGUGAUGUACCCCAUCGACUGCGUCAAGACCCGGAUGCAGAGUCUACAGCCUGACCCAGCUGCCCGCUAUCGCAAUGUGUUGGAAGCCCUCUGGAGGAUUAUAAGAACGGAGGGCCUAUGGAGGCCCAUGAGGGGGCUGAACGUCACAGCAACAGGCGCAGGGCCUGCCCACGCCCUUUAUUUUGCCUGCUACGAAAAGUUAAAAAAGACAUUGAGUGAUGUAAUCCACCCUGGGGGCAAUAGCCAUAUUGCCAAUGGUGCGGCCGGGUGUGUGGCAACAUUACUUCAUGAUGCAGCCAUGAACCCUGCAGAAGUGGUCAAGCAGAGGAUGCAGAUGUACAACUCACCAUACCACCGGGUGACAGACUGUGUACGGGCAGUGUGGCAAAAUGAAGGGGCCGGGGCCUUCUACCGCAGCUACACCACCCAGCUGACCAUGAACGUUCCCUUCCAAGCCAUUCACUUCAUGACCUAUGAAUUCCUGCAGGAGCACUUUAACCCCCAGAGACGGUACAACCCAAGCUCCCACGUCCUCUCUGGAGCUUGCGCAGGAGCUGUAGCUGCCGCAGCCACAACCCCACUGGACGUUUGCAAAACACUGCUCAACACCCAGGAGUCCUUGGCUUUGAACUCACACAUUACAGGACAUAUCACAGGCAUGGCUAGUGCCUUCAGGACGGUAUAUCAAGUAGGUGGGGUGACCGCCUACUUCCGAGGGGUGCAAGCUAGAGUAAUUUACCAGAUCCCCUCCACAGCCAUAGCGUGGUCUGUGUAUGAGUUCUUCAAAUACCUAAUCACUAAACGGCAAGAAGAGUGGAGGGCCGGCAAGUGAAGUAGCACUGAACGAAGCCAGGGGUUCAGAUGACACUGCUGCAUCCUGCUCACAUUCUCUGUCUCCUGGAAUGCUCCCGCCUCAAGUGGAGUUAGAAGGAAGGUAGAGGGGCUCUCCCCCAGGAUUUUGGUGUUUCGACUAACACCAGUUCCUGCCAACCUCUGUUGCCACCACCUUUCCUUCCAGGCCCUAAGCACGUGCAGCAAAGCACACCACAGCACCUUUGAUAACCUCUCUCCAUCCUGGGCCUGACGACCUGCUCUAGACUGUUAUAGAGGGAUAAGCAGCUCAUUCCCCUGGUUCCUAAUAAAAAGCCUUUAAAUUAAA
This is a messenger RNA of Cercocebus atys (sooty mangabey), 1547 nucleotides long. It is a transcript of the gene SLC25A28, whose product is annotated as solute carrier family 25 (mitochondrial iron transporter), member 28. Gene Ontology annotation, cellular component: mitochondrial membrane. The record is from RefSeq and is a predicted model, not a curated record. The transcript is spliced from 4 exons. The coding region runs from base 126 to 1220 and encodes 364 amino acids. Gene Ontology annotation, biological process: iron import into the mitochondrion. Gene Ontology annotation, molecular function: ferrous iron transmembrane transporter activity. Lineage: Eukaryota; Metazoa; Chordata; Mammalia; Primates; Cercopithecidae.